AUGGUCGAUCAACGCACCGACGGUCGUCAAGGAAACGGAUUAACGAGCGAGGCCGAGAACGAGAACCGCCGAACAGAAUCCAGCUCGUCCAAACAAACGGACCGACCGACCGUUCGGUCGUUCUUUCACUCAACCAGAUGCAUCUCCACAACACGCAGGCCGGUGCGAGGCAAACAAACGCCGGCCAAGCGAAGCGCUAGAAUGGUCGUUGUCGACCAGUUCGCGUCGCACCCUCAUAAAUCAUUCUCUGACAGCCGUAUAACCUUCGGAAUUAGCGACAGGCCAGAGAGCAGCAGGCGCCUUCGCAUUUCUGGAUCAUCUCUAUUUGUCGACCGACGACUAAUAUACAGCCGAAGCAAGCGGCGGCAGUCAAGCACACAGGCGUUAUUCGUUUUGGCAAACAUGAGAAUAACCGGUCGCACCUGA
Messenger RNA from Soboliphyme baturini, 426 nucleotides. NCBI's taxonomy places the organism in Eukaryota, Metazoa, Nematoda, Enoplea, Dioctophymatida, Soboliphymatidae. The record is from the annotation of a GenBank genome assembly.